This is a messenger RNA of Styela clava, 499 nucleotides long. Lineage: Eukaryota; Metazoa; Chordata; Ascidiacea; Stolidobranchia; Styelidae. The record is from RefSeq and is a predicted model, not a curated record.
AAUUAAUUACAUGGUGAAAUUGAAAAACAACCAUAAACAGGCUUUUCAUAUUUGUUGUUGUUGAUGUACGCAGGUCGCAAACAUCUAUAUAAAUACUCAUGAAGUUGACUGUUAUCCUUCCCUUUGCAUUAGCAUUGUUUUCCCUCUAUCAUGGUUGCGAUGCAGCCACAUACUUGAUGAGUGGAUGCCGAGGAUAUACUGGGAUAGAAUUACAACCUGGACAAAAUUUCAUGCUACAACAUUGCAAUAAAUGCACGUGUUAUGGAACAGGUGAACCGGGCGGAAAACAAGCUUAUUGCACCACGAUUCCUCGCCCGACUGGCCAUAAGGAUUGUAAAGCUGUGAUGGAUGAAAAAACAUGCUCCUAUCGUUGGGUAACCAAGAAGAAUUUAAUUGUCGCCUGCAAACAUCCGAUUAUGGGCGUAAUCGGUUAACAUCCUACGCCAACCUUAUUCAUUUAAUGUUUGUGGAGUCAAACAAUAAAACGAAAUAUAAUUUA